CCCAGUUGUGUCCGCCGUGGUGUUGUAUUGUCGUCAAAAGCGCUGGAAUGGGAAGUUAUGGCAGAUGCUAAGCUGAACACUUUUCAAGCAUUUUUUAUGUGUAAUGUAGCUUUUCCGUUACAAAUCCCCCGUAUACCACCGCUGGACUGUUAGUUGCUGUAGUGAAGGCGCGAGAACGCUUCAGCAGCUGUUUUUUUCCUGUCUGUGGACUCUCCAGUGCUUCACAAUGAUCUGUGUACAAACUUCAGUUUGUGAACGUGUGCAAGAUCAGCCUGUGCACUAGCAGUGGUGCAUCUGCUCCUGAUUUGAUCCUUUCUCCCAUCAUAUUGGGUUUAUCCAGCUCUUCACAUUUCGCAUAACAAACACUUUAUUCUGUAGACAUGGUGUCCAGACCUGGAGAUUUUCCAGCCUUGGAAGGGGGUUCAGGUGUCAGUGAUGGUCUCCUUGGAGGCAUGUCUAUUCCUCUCGGGAUGACCCGCCGAGCCAUCAGCUAUGAUGAUAACCUUGAGCGGCCUAUGUCUCCACCUCCAACUGACAUCAAUAUUAGCAACCUCUGGAAGCGACCGGUUAUUCCUGAGAGGAAGUUUGCACGGCUAGCUGAGGAGGACGAAUCAGAUGGAGGAGCAAAGCAAAGUGUAACCUUUGGAUCCUCCAAACCUCAAAUCCCUGUGGUUAAAGCUAAAGCCUCUUCUGUCAUGAACUCCCUCAUCAUCAAACAGACCCAGGAGAGCAUGCACAAGUUUGAGAAGCAGGCGGGACUGACUGAUACAGGCUACACUCCACACAAAGGCCUGGCUGCUGAAGAGACCCGCUUCCAUCGUCUGGCAGAGUCCAUGCAUAAACUUGCAAUGCAAAAUGUGGAUACCAAAGAAGAGAAACAGCCGUCUUCUGGUCAGUCAACACCUGCAGGGACCCCGCAGUCAUCACCUAAGCAGAUACGCAGAGGCUGGUUCAGCAGUCAGGGAUCCACUGCGUCCCUCACAGGCUCUGAGAUGAGCACCAGCUCCAGUAUAGAUCUGACAACAGGAGAGGGAGCCGUAGAGCGCUGGGGCGUUUUUGGACCGCGGUCUCAAGUCAGCAAGUCUACAACUGACCCAGGUGCAGAUCCAGCCCCAUCAGGGGGCUUUGCUCUACAGUCUUAUAAGGGAGCCCAGAAACCAACUCCGAUGGAAAUGAUGAAGGCGCAGGCCACACGCUUGUCCGAGGACUCUGCUGGUUUCAAAGCGCCCCCCAAGAUGGAGAUCCCCACCGUGGAGGGGAAGAGACAAACAACCCGACCUCACAAACUCAAGCACCGUGAUAUGAACGUGCUUACUCCCUCAGGAUUCUGAUAACCACUUCCUGGAAAACCCCUCAGAUCGUACACAUUGUGAACCUGUAGCUGGUCUACCCUUGUGUUCCCCUGUGCUGUCUUGCUGUUCAGUCGCUGCAGUACUACCCCCAUCUCGGAGAACAUGCCCCCACGUUCCUCACAGCACCACUUUGCUAGUGUCUAAUGUAAAUGUUAGCUUUCAAAAGAUGUUUAGUGUGAAGGAUCAUUUUUGCUGGUGCCAUUGUCUGUGUUGUCAUCUUUGUUUUGCCUUUUAAUUUGGAACUACUUUUGAAGGGACCGUUAUAAAAAGCGUUGAAUUCUGUGGAAUUUGACUGAAUGCUUCGGUUACUAUGCCGUUUUUGUUUGGUAAAAGGCAAAACCUAAAUGUUUGUCAUUCAGGUUUAACGUUCAUGGAUGGAAGUCAUAGGCGAAUUUCUUUCGCUUAUGAAAUAUCUCUUUAAUUUAGAACAUGAACGAGUAUGUUUGUGUAUGUCUUGAUGUUUUUGGAUAUACUGUGGUGUGUAUAUUCAUUAGCUUUCAUGUUAACACUGACUGAUCAAAUACAUUGUGGUUUUAUUUGCUAGCAUUUAUGCGGGAUGCAUUCUAUCACAUAGCCACAAUGUAAUAAAAUAACUUGAAAAUUAGUUAUUUUGUCCACCUUGUUGACAUAUGAUGAUUUUUUUUGUAUAACAUCAGUACACAACAGGUUUAGUGAUUACUUAAUUCUUAAAGUCAUUGCUGUUGUGUAAUGGUCUGUGACAUUUAAAGCAUUGUUCUGAUGCGGUCGUGACAAGGACGGUCUGACAGAUGAUAAGAGCACUAAAAUGACUGAAGGUUAAGUAGGUUUUUGACUGAAAUUUUAUUUUAAGUUAGCAACUGCUGUAUUUUUGUUAAAAGUUAACUGUUUUGUUUGAAUUUUGCAAAAGAGCAAAUGUAGUUAAUUUGAUCUUGUUAGAACUGUUAAUACAUGAAUAAAUAAUAAAUGUCAUAUUGAUCUUGA
This is a messenger RNA of Triplophysa dalaica, 2312 nucleotides long. RefSeq names its product KIAA1191 ortholog. The coding region runs from base 381 to 1331 and encodes 316 amino acids. The record is from RefSeq and is a predicted model, not a curated record. Gene Ontology annotation, cellular component: cytoplasm. Lineage: Eukaryota; Metazoa; Chordata; Actinopteri; Cypriniformes; Nemacheilidae. The transcript has 9 exons.